Messenger RNA from Camponotus floridanus (Florida carpenter ant), 1538 nucleotides. RefSeq lists its product as uncharacterized. Bases 164 to 1315 code for a protein of 383 amino acids. NCBI's taxonomy places the organism in Eukaryota, Metazoa, Arthropoda, Insecta, Hymenoptera, Formicidae. The transcript has 7 exons. The record is from RefSeq and is a predicted model, not a curated record.
GUGCUUCUGGAUGCACCUAUAAAAUGGAAUAAAGGUACGAUUUAUUCCAAAUUUCAAUUUAACGUAAAUUUACAUGAUGCAAGAGUAAUGCAAACAAAGAGGUUAUUCAUUGAAACAUUUAGUUAUUCGCCUAAUAAAAGUAUACGAUAAAAUUCGAUUUGAGAUGCUAACUACCAACGAAGAAAUAGACGAAGCCGGGAAGCUACAGUCAAAUGACAGUAAUACGGUUGAAAAUUUACGAGUAGAAUUGAGAGAAGCUACUUUGACAAAAAGAAGGCAGAAUCGUACGUCUGCGUGGGAUAAGAAUCGCAAAAAUUUGGGAGAAUGUCCAGAGAAUGAACUAUUCACGGUCGAGUAUGUUAAUGAGAGAGUGAAGUUUCUUAAGAAAAAAAGGAUAUCUCUUAAAGAUUAUAGAUAUUUGCCUAAUGCUCUUAUCCAGUCGGAGGAGAAUAUUUAUGCCUUUUUAAAAGUAGACCAAAGUUUAUCAGGCUUGAUACGCGAUCUGUCUGGUAAUAAUCCAAUCUUUCAAUUAUAUGCAGCCAAUUGCUGCUGUAAUAUUGCUCUUGGAAAUACAAAAGCAUGUACAGUAUUGGGAAAAGCAGUUAUUCCAUAUUUACUUAUCGAGUUAGAAAGCUUAAAUUAUAUAUUGCUGGAUAUUUGUAUUUGGACAAUUGGUAAUUUAGUUGCAGGAAGCCAUGUAGCUUUUUCUAUACUACAUGCACAGCAUUGUUUGAAAUAUUUAAUUUUAUUGUUAUCUAAUUGUGACGAUUUGAUACUUCCUUCUGUAAUAUAUGCACUUUUACAUUAUGUACAUGUGGGAUUUCAUGAGAUAUCAGAAAGUGAGAUGAUAGAGCUUAUCCAAGUUAUUACAAAACAAAAAUUUUUAUAUAAGAAUCCAAAUUUUAUUUGGUUGUUAGCAUUGUUAUCUUCUUCAACAGUAUGCACAACGUAUUUAUAUUCUAUUUUGCCACAAAUUGUUGAUCAUCUUUACUUAUUAUUUUCUGACUCAAAGGAAAUAUCUCAUGUUAGUGAGAUUACAGCAUCUAUACGUAUACUAGCUAACACGCUCAGCAAUUCUUGCAAAGAUGAAGCAGAUAUUCUUCUGAGAAACUCAAAAUAUUCAGAUGAGGAUCUGUGUCUUUUAUUAAAUAAAUUAUUAUCUCAUCAAUAUAUGCACAUCAGAAGGGAAACCUUAUGGUUAAUAGGAAAUUUGUAUAAUCACAGAUCAUCUAGUGUUGCUAAAAAUAUAAGAAACCUUGUAGCCUUUUUACCAGCACUGAAUCAGGCUUUUCUUUCAAUUGGUAAUUGUGUAUAAGCGAACAUUAAAACGACAUGUUCUUUUUCCAAAAAGGUACAAACUUUCUUGACAAUUCCGUGGAGGAAUACUGGUUUCUUUUUUUGUCUUCUAUACAUGGAACUUUGACGAUGUUGAAAUAUAUCUGUCCCAUUAGAUUUGCCGUUGGAUGAUUGGCAGCUUUUAAACAUUGAUAAAGCGCUUUGUCGCAAGUACAAUGUGACCUGUGAAGCAGUGAAACACU